AUGGGGCGAAAGCAGGACAAGGAGGAAACCUACGGGAACCCAGCCAAAUAUGAUCCCUCCUUCCGAGGUCCCAUCAAAAACAGGAGCUGCACAGAUGUCAUUUGCUGUGUCCUCUUCCUGGUCUUCAUUUUGGGUUACAUCGUGGUGGGGAUCGUGGCCUGGGUGUAUGGAGACCCCCGGCAAGUCCUCUACCCCAGGAACUCCACUGGAGCCUACUGUGGCAUAGGGGCAAACAAAGAGAAACCCUACCUCCUAUACUUCAACAUCUUCAACUGUAUCCUGGAUGCCAACAUCAUCACGGCUGCCACCCAGGGUCUCCAUUGCUCCACGCCCCAGGUGUGUGUGUCAUCCUGCCCGGAGCGCCUGUGGGUCGCACAAGAGAACCAAGACUCGCAGACGGUGGGGGAUGCCUUCUAUGCCAAAAACUGGAGCUUCUGCCUCCCGGGGGUCCCCGCGGAUAUGCUUCUGCAAGACAGCCUGCAACAGGAACUAUGUCCACGCUUCCUCUUACCCUCCUCUGCAGCCCUGGGCCGUUGCUUUCCAUGGUCUAACAGUAGCACCGCAGAAAUACCAGGCAUCAGCAACAACAACAUCUCUCAGGGCAUCAGUGGGCUCCUAAACGGCCUCAAUGCCCGAGACAUCAGCGUGAAGAUCUUUGAAGACUUCGCCCACUCCUGGCAUUGGAUUCUCGUUGCCCUGGCAGUGGCCCUGGUCCUGAGCCUGUUGUUUAUCCUGCUUCUGCGCCUGGUGGCCGGGCCGCUGGUGCUGCUGCUGAUCCUCGGGGUGCUAGGUGUGCUGGCAUAUGGCAUCUACCACUGCUGGCAGGAGUACCGGGUGCUGCGGGACAAGGGUGCCUCCAUCUCCCAGCUGGGCUUCACCACCAACCUCAGUGCCUACAAGAGUGUGCAGGAGACGUGGCUGGCUGCCUUGAUAGUGCUGGCCGUGCUGGAAGGCAUCCUGCUGCUGAUGCUCAUCUUCCUACGACAGCGGAUUCGCAUCGCCAUCGCCCUCCUGAACGAGGCCAGCAAGGCUGUGGCACAGAUGCUGUUGACCAUGUUCUACCCAUUGGUCACCUUUGUCCUCCUGCUCAUCUGCAUUGCCUACUGGGCUAUGACAGCUCUAUACCUGGCCACAUCAGGGCAACCCCAGUACAUCUACUGGGCUCCCAAUGCCAGCGCACCCGGCUGUGAGGAAGUGCCAAUUAACAAAACGUGUGACCCCAUGGCCCAGACCAACUACUCGUGCCUGGGUCUCAAGUGCGUCUUCCAGAGCUACUCCACCACAGGCCUCGUGCAACGUUCAAUAUUCAACCUGCAAAUCUACGGGGUCCUGGGGCUCUUCUGGACCAUUAACUGGGUGCUGGCCCUGGGCCAGUGUGUGCUGGCCGGGGCCUUCGCCUCCUUCUACUGGGCCUUCCACAAGCCCCGAGACAUCCCCACCUUCCCCCUGGCCUCUUCCUUCAUCCGCACCCUUCGUUACCACACCGGGUCUCUGGCAUUUGGAUCUCUCAUCCUGACCCUCGUGCAGAUAGCCCGGAUCAUCCUGGAGUACAUUGACCACAAGCUGAGAGGAGCUCAGAACCCUGUAGCCCGCUGCAUCAUGUGCUGCUUCAAGUGCUGCCUGUGGUGUCUGGAAAAGUUCAUCAAGUUCCUAAACCGCAAUGCGUACAUCAUGAUCGCCAUCUAUGGAAAGAAUUUCUGUGUCUCAGCCAAGAACGCCUUCCUGCUGCUCAUGCGGAAUGUACUCAGGGUGGUGGUCCUGGAUAAAGUCACCGACCUGCUGCUCUUCUUUGGGAAGCUGCUGGUGGUCGGAGGUGUUGGUGUCCUGUCCUUCUUUUUCUUCUCCGGACGAAUCCACGGACUGGGUAGCAACUUUGAGAACCCCAAACUCAACUAUUACUGGCUGCCCAUCAUGACCUCCAUCGUAGGGGCUUACGUCAUCGCCAGCGGCUUCUUCGGUGUCUUCGGCAUGUGUGUGGACACUCUCUUCCUCUGUUUUUUGGAGGACCUGGAGCGGAACGACGGCUCCCAAGACCGGCCCUAUUACAUGUCCAAAUCCCUCAUGAAGAUUCUGGGCAAGAAAAACAAGGCGUCUCCGGAGGCCAAGAAGAGGAAGAAGUGAGAGCCGGCCCUGACGCACGACUGCACCCCACCUGUGCCCACGCUCAGCCGCACUUCGCGUUGCAGCCCUCGGUUUUGUAGUACCAAGAUUUUAUUAAAGAUGCAUAUUUUGUUUUC
This is a messenger RNA of Ochotona curzoniae (black-lipped pika), 2237 nucleotides long. It is a transcript of the gene SLC44A4, whose product is annotated as solute carrier family 44 member 4. The transcript is spliced from 21 exons. The record is from RefSeq and is a predicted model, not a curated record. Gene Ontology annotation, molecular function: thiamine pyrophosphate transmembrane transporter activity. Gene Ontology annotation, biological process: choline transport; thiamine pyrophosphate transmembrane transport. Gene Ontology annotation, cellular component: plasma membrane. Lineage: Eukaryota; Metazoa; Chordata; Mammalia; Lagomorpha; Ochotonidae. The coding region runs from base 1 to 2121 and encodes 706 amino acids.